Hipposideros armiger (great roundleaf bat) is the source of this 7826-nucleotide messenger RNA. RefSeq names its product arginine-glutamic acid dipeptide repeats (gene RERE). Gene Ontology annotation, molecular function: sequence-specific DNA binding; transcription corepressor activity; chromatin binding. The coding region runs from base 634 to 5253 and encodes 1539 amino acids. The transcript has 23 exons. The record is from RefSeq and is a predicted model, not a curated record. Lineage: Eukaryota; Metazoa; Chordata; Mammalia; Chiroptera; Hipposideridae. Gene Ontology annotation, biological process: regulation of DNA-templated transcription. Gene Ontology annotation, cellular component: nucleus.
CCAUCGCUGAGGCGCCGCUGCUCCCACAGACGCUCGCGAGCCGCCCCCCACGCUCCCAGCCUCGUCUUCCUCCCGCACGCCCGAGACGCUCCCCCGGCUCGGGUCUCGCCUCCGCCUCCGCCUCCCCUCGCUCGCUUCCCACAUUGUCUGCCUCAUUUUCUCUCCUAGUUGAGGAAAAAAACCCCCCAAAAACAAAAACCCAGCAUCAUCCUCAGGGAGCCCCCUCGCCCUCAGAAAAAAACAAAACCAGACAUGAUCCUGGGCUCUCGCUCCUGAGGGACUGGCCACGCGAGAAGGGAGCCUGGUGGAGACCGCACUAAAGGUCACGGGAGGGAAGUCCCUGCAGCCCCGCCUGUGUCCCCGCGGCCGGCCCCUGCUCGGCCCGAGCGCCGCGGCCCCCAGCCCCGCGGGCCUCCCGCCGCGUCCCCCCCACUCUCCCGGGAGCCGGCCGAACACAUCUCCAUUGAUGGUGUAGCGCAUCCGGGGAAGCAGUUUUGAAACGUUGGGGUUGUUGGAGUGGUUGGAUUUUCCCUGGAAUUGAGUGAGAAAUUCAGAAGACUGAAGCCCAGGCUUACUGUCUACCUUUCACGGAGGCCUAGCCGUGAGAGGACAGAAGAAGGCACGUGGCGAAUCAUGACAGCUGACAAAGACAAAGACAAAGAGAAGGACCGGGACCGAGAUCGGGACCGAGAGAGAGAGAAAAGAGAUAAAGCAAGAGAGAGUGAGAGCUCGCGGCCACGCAGGAGCUGUACCUUGGAAGGAGGAGCCAAAAAUUACGCCGAGAGUGACCACAGUGACGAUGAGGACAAUGACAACAAUAGUGCCACCACAGAGGAGUCCACAAAGAAGAAUAAAAAGAAACCACCGAAAAAAAAAUCCCGUUAUGAGAGGACAGACACUGGCGAGAUAACAUCGUACAUUACUGAGGACGACGUUGUCUACAGGCCAGGAGACUGUGUGUAUAUCGAGAGUCGGAGGCCAAACACACCGUAUUUCAUCUGUAGCAUUCAAGACUUCAAACUGGUCCACAACUCCCAGGCCUGUUGCAGAUCUCCAACUCCUGCUUUGUGUGACCCCCCAGCAUGCUCUCUGCCGGUGGCGUCACAGCCACCACAGCAUCUUUCUGAAGCCGGGAGAGGGCCUGUAGGGAGUAAGAGGGACCAUCUACUCAUGAACGUCAAAUGGUACUACCGCCAGUCUGAAGUUCCCGAUUCUGUGUAUCAGCACUUGGUUCAGGAUCGGCAUAAUGAAAAUGACUCUGGAAGAGAGCUUGUCAUUACAGACCCAGUAAUCAAGAACCGAGAGCUCUUCAUUUCCGAUUACGUAGACACCUACCAUGCUGCUGCCCUCAGAGGGAAGUGUAACAUCUCCCAUUUUUCUGACAUAUUUGCUGCUAGAGAGUUUAAAGCCCGAGUGGAUUCAUUUUUCUACAUAUUAGGCUACAACCCUGAGACAAGGAGGCUGAACAGCACCCAGGGGGAAAUUCGUGUUGGUCCCAGCCAUCAGGCCAAACUUCCCGAUUUGCAACCAUUCCCUUCUCCAGACGGUGACACUGUGACCCAACAUGAGGAACUGGUCUGGAUGCCUGGAGUUAAUGAUUGUGACCUCCUUAUGUACUUGAGGGCAGCAAGGAGCAUGGCGGCAUUUGCAGGCAUGUGUGACGGAGGCUCCACAGAGGAUGGCUGUGUUGCGGCGUCUCGGGAUGACACGACGCUCAACGCUCUCAAUACACUACAUGAAAGCAGUUAUGACGCCGGCAAAGCCCUGCAGCGCCUGGUAAAGAAGCCCGUGCCCAAGUUGAUUGAAAAGUGCUGGACCGAGGAUGAAGUGAAACGUUUCGUUAAGGGGCUCCGGCAGUACGGCAAGAACUUCUUCAGAAUUAGAAAGGAGCUACUUCCCAAUAAGGAAACAGGGGAACUGAUCACCUUCUAUUACUAUUGGAAGAAAACCCCUGAAGCCGCCAGCUCCCGGGCCCACCGCAGGCACCGCAGGCAGGCCGUGUUCCGGAGGAUCAAGACCCGCACAGCAUCUACGCCCGUCAACACGCCUUCCAGACCCCCCUCCAGUGAAUUCUUGGACCUGAGCUCCGCCAGCGAGGAUGACUUUGACAGUGAGGACAGCGAGCAGGAGCUGAAGGGAUACGCCUGCCGCCACUGCUUCACCACCACCUCCAAAGACUGGCACCACGGGGGCCGGGAGAGCAUCCUUCUCUGCACCGACUGCCGGAUCCACUUCAAGAAGUACGGCGAGCUGCCCCCCAUCGAGAAGCCCGUGGACCCCCCACCCUUCAUGUUCAAACCUGUCAAAGAGGAGGAGGAUGGGCUCAGUGGGAAGCAUAGCAUGAGGACACGGCGGACUCGAGGCUCGAUGUCUACACUGCGCAGUGGUCGGAAGAAGCAGCCAGCCAGCCCUGAUGGUCGCGCCUCACCCACCAAUGAAGACAUCCGCUCCAGCGGCCGUAACUCGCCCAGCGCUGCCAGCACCUCCAGCAAUGACAGUAAAGCAGAGACAGUGAAGAAGUCGGCCAAGAAGGUGAAGGAGGAAGCCUCAUCGCCCCUGAAGAACACCAAGCGCCAGCGGGAGAAGGUGGCCUCCGAUACAGACGAGGCCGACAGGACCAGCUCCAAAAAGACAAAAACCCAGGAGAUCAGUCGGCCCAACUCGCCAUCCGAAGGCGAGGGCGAGAGUUCCGACAGCCGCAGUGUCAACGAUGAGGGCAGCAGUGACCCCAAAGACAUCGACCAGGACAAUCGCAGCACGUCCCCCAGCAUCCCCAGCCCCCAGGACAACGAGAGUGACUCGGAUUCCUCUGCCCAGCAGCAGAUGCUCCAGGCCCAGCCCCCAGCCUUGCAGGCUUCCAGCGGGGCCACUCCAGCUCCCUCGGCCCCACCGGGAACCCCCCAGCUUCCCACACCAGGGCCCACCCCCUCGGCCACUGCAGGCCCUCCGCAGGGCUCCCCAUCAGCCUCCCAGCCCCCCGGCCAGGCUCCAUCGGCUCCUCCUCAUGCCCAUAUCCAGCAGGCACCCGCCCUGCACCCACAGCGGCUGCCCUCCCCACAUCCCCCGCUGCAGCCUCUGACCGGGCCGGCUGGUCAGACCUCCGCCCCGCCUCAUUCCCAGCCCCCGCUGCACAGCCAGGGCCCACCCGGCCCUCACAGCCUGCAGGCUGGGUCUCUGCUGCAGCACCCAGGCCCCCCUCAGCCCUUCGGCCUCCCUCCCCAGGCCUCCCAGGCCACCGCUCACCCUCAUACCUCUCUGCAGCCCCCAGCCUCUCAGUCAGCACUGCAGCCCCAGCAGCCCCCUCGAGAGCAGCCCCUGCCACCUGCACCCUUGGCCAUGCCACACAUCAAGCCCCCACCCACUACGCCCAUCCCCCAGCUGCCAGCGCCACAGGCCCACAAGCACCCACCUCACCUCUCAGGGCCCUCGCCCUUCUCUAUGAACGCCAACCUCCCACCCCCUCCAGCCCUGAAGCCCCUGAGUUCCCUGUCCACACACCACCCCCCUUCAGCCCACCCUCCACCCCUGCAGCUCAUGCCUCAGAGCCAGCCACUGCCCUCCUCCCCUGCCCAGCCCCCUGUGCUGACCCAGAGCCUUGCCCCUGGCGCUGCCUCCCACCCCCCCACAGGACUCCACCAGGUGCCCCCUCAGCCUCCAUUUGCCCAGCACCCCUUUGUCCCUGGAGGCCCUCCUCCCAUCACCCCUCCAACCUGCCCCUCCACCUCCACCCCACCUGCGGGGCCCGGCCCAUCGGCCCAGCCACCCUGCUCUGCUGCUGUUUCUUUGGGAGGCAGCGCACCUGGGGGGUCAGCCUGCCCGCUCCCCACCGUCCAGAUCAAGGAAGAGGCUCUGGACGAUGCUGAGGAGCCGGAGAGCCCCCCACCCCCGCCUCGGAGCCCGUCCCCCGAGCCCACUGUGGUGGACACCCCCAGCCACGCCAGCCAGUCAGCCAGGUUCUACAAACACCUGGAUCGGGGCUAUAACUCGUGUGCGCGGACAGACCUGUACUUCAUGCCUCUGGCGGGGUCCAAGCUGGCCAAGAAGAGGGAGGAAGCCAUCGAGAAGGCCAAGCGGGAGGCCGAGCAGAAAGCGCGCGAGGAGCGGGAGCGGGAGAAGGAGAAGGAGAAGGAGCGCGAGCGCGAGCGGGAGCGGGAGGCGGAGCGAGCGGCCAAGGCGUCCAGUUCAGCACAUGAAGGCCGCCUCAGCGACCCCCAGCUCGGUGGUCCCGGCCACAUGCGGCCAUCCUUUGAGCCACCACCGACCACCAUCGCUGCUGUGCCCCCGUACAUCGGGCCCGACACGCCUGCUCUCCGGACUCUGAGCGAGUACGCGCGGCCUCACGUCAUGUCGCCCACCAACCGCAACCACCCCUUCUACAUGCCCCUCAACCCCACUGACCCGCUGCUGGCCUACCACAUGCCCGGCCUCUACAACGUCGACCCCACCAUCCGGGAGCGGGAGCUCCGCGAGCGAGAGAUCCGCGAGCGAGAGAUCCGCGAGCGUGAGUUGCGGGAAAGGAUGAAGCCGGGCUUCGAGGUGAAGCCCCCGGAGCUGGACCCCCUGCACCCAGCCACCAACCCCAUGGAGCACUUCGCCCGGCACAGCGCCCUCACCAUUCCCCCCACUGCAGGCCCCCACCCUUUCGCUUCUUUCCACCCGGGCCUGAACCCCUUGGAGAGGGAGAGACUGGCCCUGGCGGGCCCCCAGCUGCGGCCUGAGAUGAGCUACCCUGAUAGACUGGCGGCUGAGCGGAUCCACGCCGAGCGCAUGGCCUCACUGACCAGCGACCCUCUGGCCCGACUGCAGAUGUUCAACGUGACCCCACACCAUCAUCAGCACUCACACAUCCACUCACACCUCCACCUCCACCAGCAGGACCCCCUCCACCAAGGUUCAGCAGGCCCGGUUCACCCGCUGGUUGACCCUCUGACCGCUGGCCCUCACCUGGCUCGUUUUCCCUAUCCCCCUGGCACUCUCCCCAACCCUCUGCUUGGACAGCCCCCCCACGAACACGAGAUGCUUCGUCACCCAGUUUUUGGCACCCCCUACCCACGAGAUCUGCCUGGGGCCAUCCCACCCCCCAUGUCAGCGGCCCACCAGCUGCAGGCCAUGCACGCCCAGUCGGCCGAGCUGCAGAGACUGGCCAUGGAGCAGCAGUGGCUGCAUGGACACCCCCACAUGCAUGGGGGCCACCUACCAAGUCAGGAAGAUUAUUACAGUCGACUGAAGAAAGAAGGUGACAAGCAGUUAUAAGUUAUUUAUUUGUUAAUGCUGGCUGUGGAAACCCCAAUUCUUGGGGGGAGAAACAGGACUUUUUACAUACAAUAGGAGCUGCAAAAGCAAAAAGAAUAUCUUCUAAAGAUUUCUUUAUAUAUUUAAAAACCCACAACUAAAAAUGUAUCAGCAUAAUAGUGUUUGUUUGUAGAGAGGAUUCCUUGAGACUGGUUUGGGUCUCCGUGCAUGACAGUCCCCCAGAAACUUAGCGAGCCCUGGACUGGACUGAACAUUCAGAAAACUUCCUGGCAAUCUUGGGGUGCGGUUUUUGUUUUCUUUUUCUUCCUUGACUUCUCAGUAGGUGCUAGAAUCCAGCUCACACCCUUCACUGUGCGUGCAGACACACUCAGCCACGUGUGUUUCAGAACCCACAAGGUUUGCAGAUAGGCGGCAUCUGAGUUUGGAAUCCAAGAGCUAUAAUUUUUAAAAAAUCUUUUAUUUUAAUACAUUGUAGGAAAUCUUCAUAAUUUGAGAAAGUUCUGCAGCAUGGCUUUUUAUGUCUGUAAAUAAUUUUAGAACAGCCCUUUUUUCCUUCCACAAACGACUAUUCUGAUCUAUUUUUUUCCAGCCAUGUCACUAAUUGUGAAUUCCUACCAGCUAUUGACAGAAUACAGAGUUGAUUUUUUAAUAAAAGUUAUAUAUAAUUAUCCCUUUAAUGAAAGGGAACAGAUGGGCGUUACUAAUUACAAACAGGCAAAGGCUUGGGACGAGGUUUGGUCACAGCGGUGACCAUCCAGGGGUUUGCAGGGACAGUGUUCCAAACUGUUUCUUUGUUUUGCUGCUUUGAUUUUUCACUUCUGCCUGUUCCUAGCUUGAGCUUUGCCAGCGGUGCAGACAUCUGUUAGGGCGAACGAACCUCUGUCAGUUUGCACCAGGACUUAACGGUCCACCGUCGUUCCAUCUCCGCGGGAUAGAAAGCACAUGUUUCCGUGUGUCUGAUUGUAGGUUUCCUUAUAGAUUUCUAUGCACACACAUUUGAUUGUUUUGGAUGAACUGCCUUUCUUAAUACUCAAAACAUUCUAGAAAAUUCAAGAAAAUGAUUCCCUACAAAUAACAGCAUGUACGCUUGCCAAAGGAAUCUGUUAGAAAUCUGCUUCCGUGGGAGUCGCCACUGGGCCCUCUGGUGGGGAGGCCUGGCCAUCCUUGUGACAGCCUGGGGCUGCUUUCCCGUGGGGGAGACCCCAGGGUCAGCUAGGUAGUGGGCGGUGGCCUGUGUGUCUACCCCAGGAGCGUGGUGACUCACGUCGGGCUGAAACCAUCCUGAAGUAGGAACAGCAGUCGCAGCCACAAACAUGGAGUGGGAGGGCACGCUUCUCCUGGGAGGUGCCAUCCUGGGGGGCUCGGGGUCUGCACCCGUCCAUCAGGCUUUCUGCCAGGAUGUGACCUUUUCCAGCCUCUUCUCAGACUCUUGAGGGCUGUUAAUGCCAUUGGAUGUGGUGGCUACACCCAAGACUUGUCAGACGACAGGAGAUCUUUCUGUGGGUCAGUGGAUGGGAAGUGUGUCCAGGCCCUGAGCCACGUAGGGUAGGAGGAGAGGCUAACGCUUUGACCCAGAAACCACAGGUGUUAGCUCAGAUUCAGUUUCCGGUUCCAACCUGAUCAGGGCGUUUCCGUUUCUGUUAAAACCACGUUCAGUUUCAGUUGGGACAGGUAGAGGAUUGUUUUGUCUGUUGAAAAUGUUUGUAGUUUUUUUUUCUUUUGUUUUCUUUCAUUCCAUUUCUGCCUUAAAUUUAGCUCCUUUUAGGGGAGACAAGCUCAAGUGAACCCUUUGUCAUCAUGCUGGCUGCAUUGGCAGGGGCAUUUGUCUCCUCUGGGGGCAGUGAUGUGCGGAUGGGGGCUGCACUCCUGUGGGGCACUCUGCGCUUCUGCCUAGGCAUCUGCACGCCUGACUGGACGGGCCGGCACAGGUGCAGCUCCCGCUGCUCACACCGACGCCCCCACCUCCUCUCCCACCUUUUGUUUUCCUUCUGGUAGAGCACAGUGCCUACCUUUCAGUUAAACCUUCUUUAUCUCCUCUCUAUCAUCCAUUUUUCCAAAGAAGAGAGAGAGUGAAGUACUUUGAGGUCUGUAUUAAAAAUUGUCUGAAGGUGUUUUCCUGUUAGGCUUUGGUUUCCCCCCACGUGCCAAGGUGAAGCACUGAGUCUUCAUUUCAAAGCCCGCAACCUGAAGGCCCCACCUGGUCAGCGCUAGCGUGGGAGGCCCGGACCUUCCCAGCGUCUCCGAAGCCCGCCCCUUGGUUUCCUUCUGGAUUUUCCCUCCUUUCGUUGCAAGUUUGGUUUUGCUUUUCCGUGUUUCGUACGUGUCUUGUUCCGUGUCGUCCAGGUUGAGCGUCACGUCUCCCUUGGCAGAAGCAGAGCAGAGUGUUCAUUCUGAUUUGCUCCAUUUAUAUAUAUCUUGAAGCUAAAUGUAUAUAUGAGUAGUUUGCCAUGAGAUAACACAGUGUGAACAGAGUAGACCCAGAAAUCGUGACUUCUGUGUUCUCUCCAUUUGAGUAUUUUGUAAUUUUUUGGAAAUAUUUGUGGACAUAAAUAAAACCAAGCUACACUACAACA